Molecule: messenger RNA, 688 nt
Organism: Capsella rubella
Lineage: Eukaryota; Viridiplantae; Streptophyta; Magnoliopsida; Brassicales; Brassicaceae
Product: ribosomal L1 domain-containing protein CG13096
Exons: 1
Coding region: 56-652 (198 amino acids)
Biological process (GO): transcription by RNA polymerase III
Cellular component (GO): RNA polymerase III complex
Source: RefSeq, a predicted model, not a curated record
UCUGAUCAGCACAUCUCGUAGAUUCGAGGGAGACGGUGAAUUUGGGCACUCGAAGAUGUCGCAGAGAAGAUGGGUUGGGACUGCUUUUGUGAUUUACCCUGAAAUUACGUUACCUGAUCCGAGAUCUAUCUCACUAGACUCGCAGUUGGAUUCGAGCUACCUUAGUUUCAAUAGGUUUUGGAGGAGCUCGCCUAAUUACCUAGGCGAUGGUGUUCCUAAGAUAGAGAAUGAGAGUUUUGACAUUGAGGGGUAUUCAGACUCGGUGAAGGCCAAGAGCACGUCUUCUUCUUCUAAUAAGAAAGGAUCGUUCUAUGAUUUCCUUCUUCUUAGACCUGAUAACUUCCCUAAAGAGCUUCUCGGAGAUACACCAAGAGAACGGCCUGUCAAGAGAGCUAAGUGGAGUCAAGAUGCAGAUUUGCACAAGUUGGAUGUGUUUGAAAAGCUUGAAGCUCAGUUUCUUAAGGCUCAAGGUAAGGAACAGAAAGAAGAAGGAGAAGAUGAUGAGGAAGUUGUUGAGGAGGAAUCACAAGGAGAAGAAGAUGAUAACGGAGAUUACAAUCAUAAUCAAGACUUUGAUGAUGAUGAUGAUGGUGAUGACGACGAUGAUGAUUAUAAUCAGGCAGAUGGUGGUGGAUUUGAAGAUCUUCUCUAAGCUACUUCUCCCCCAAGCUUUAGGUUUUUGGUAAAA